AUGGCACCCUAUCCUUUCCAAUUCGAGGCCCAGCCUUACGAGGUGACGAGUAAGCCGGGUCAAACGCAGGAUGUCCAGAUCACACUUCAGAAUGUUCGCGGCAAGAUACCUUCGCUUCAAGCAUCUCGCCUCCGCACCAUGAUGUUAGAAGCUCACAGGAGUCCGGAGAAGAUUCUCGCGCACUGCUGCAGCUACGACGGGCUGUCAUCUCGGCUCGUCGAAGAGGCUGGUUUCCCUAUGGUGUUUCUUGCGGGCUAUCCUGUUGCUAGCUCUUAUGGGCUUCCCGACACAGGCUACAUUGCUAUGCAAGAAGUAUGCGACAAGAUCCAGGAGGCCGUGAGGCAGGUCAGUGUACCGGUCAUGGCCGACGGCGAUACUGGCUACGGCAGUCCAAUGAAUGUGAAGCGGACAGUGGAGAAUUUCGCACAUGCUGGAGCCGCUGGUGUCAUGAUCGAGGAUCAAACAUGGCCAAAACGCUGUGGGCAUACCAAAGGCAAGGCAGUUGUGUCUCGCGGUGAAGCCUUUGCUCGCAUCCAGGCUGCUUGCGACGCUCGAAACAGUGGAAAGGACAUCUUUGUCCUUGCGCGGACUGAUGCCCUGAUCCACGGCUGGGACGAAGCCUUGACCCGUGCCAAGGAGUUCAAACGCAUUGGCGUGGACGCCGUGUUCGUCGAGGCGCUCCCAGACCGAGAAUCGAUGAGAAGAUGUGUCAAGGAAUUGGACAUCCCCACAUUCGCGAACAUAAUUGAGGGCGGCCUGACUGAAAACCUGUCUGCCAAAGACCUCGCGGAGCUGGGCUUCUGUGCCGUGGCAUAUCCAUGGACUCUCGUGGCGGCAAAGCUGAAGUCGAUCCGAGAGACUCUGGAAGGACUGAAGAAGAGAAUGACAGUUGGCCCACCUCCGAUGGUGCUCAGCUGCAAAGAAGUUUGCGAGGGAGUUGGAUUUAAAAAUACUGGGUAUGAGCUCGAGGAGAAGUACAAGUACAAUGAGUCUGGGCUCAUCAACGGUCAAUCAUCAGCGAAUGGAGUCAACGGACAUUAG
Zasmidium cellare ATCC 36951 is the source of this 1041-nucleotide messenger RNA. RefSeq lists its product as uncharacterized. NCBI's taxonomy places the organism in Eukaryota, Fungi, Ascomycota, Dothideomycetes, Mycosphaerellales, Mycosphaerellaceae. The record is from RefSeq and is a predicted model, not a curated record. The transcript has 3 exons. Gene Ontology annotation, molecular function: catalytic activity. Bases 1 to 1041 code for a protein of 346 amino acids.